Temnothorax curvispinosus is the source of this 2459-nucleotide messenger RNA. RefSeq names its product transferrin-like. The transcript has 9 exons. Bases 92 to 2269 code for a protein of 725 amino acids. The record is from RefSeq and is a predicted model, not a curated record. NCBI's taxonomy places the organism in Eukaryota, Metazoa, Arthropoda, Insecta, Hymenoptera, Formicidae. Gene Ontology annotation, cellular component: early endosome; plasma membrane; recycling endosome. Gene Ontology annotation, biological process: iron ion transport.
CCUAGUUCCUCUUUUGCAGUUCACGUUGAAAAACGGUUCAAUCAUUUCAGUUCGUAUCAAACUCUCACUGGAUAUUGCCUCCAGAUCAGCAAUGAGGAAUCUCGUUUGGGUAAUUCUGCUCGUUGCCGCUGCACGUGCGCAAUAUAAAUACAAAUUCUGCGCACCCCUCGAUACAGUAAGCGAGUCUGCGUGCUACAGUUUACAACGAGGAGACAGCGAAGUGUCAUGUUUGCAAGUGCAGGACAACGCCGAGUGCGCUAUCCGCUUAGCUGAAGGCCAAGCUGAUUUCGGUGUCUUUAAUGCAGAAGAAUUGUUGUUGACGCAUCAAUUCUAUUCAUCUCACAUACAACCCAUUCUUCAACUGAGGCAUAAAGAUAGGCAGGAAGAGGAAUUUGAAUUCCAAACGGUGGCAGUGGUCCCCGUAGAUUUGACGCAGCAAAACAUACUCCCUGGUGAACGUCUAAAAAAUUUGAAAGAUAGUGGCUUUUGCCACCCUGGUUUUAGCCAAUCUCAAUGGUGGAAUGAUUAUAUUCUCAAGAACUUUGAAAACUCAGUGAACCCUCCGCAAUGUCAGGAUGAUGUAACCGCUAUCGAGAACGAGAUCAUAAAUCUUAAAAAUUUUUUUGGAAAAGCUUGUAGGCCGGGCGAAUGGGCUGCUGAUAGCGCCGUCGAUCAAGAACUAAAGAAGAAAUAUCCAGAACUGUGUGCUCUUUGUGACAACGAGGUAACUUGCAGUUAUGAUAAUAUGGAUCAUCAUGGACAUAUCGGAGCUUUGCAAUGUCUAGUUCGUGGUAAAGGUAAAGUGGCAUACGCAGCACUCAACUACGUUCAGAAUUACCUCAAAAGAAAUGAAUCGUAUCAGUUUUUAUGUCCAAGCGGCACCGUUCUUCCUUUAUCCACUGAAAAUCCUUGCGCCUGGCUCAAACAACCGUGGAGUGUUGUUGUAGCUAGAAACGACAUCGCAGAGUCUCUAAAGUCUAAAUUGUUGACAUGGCUGAAACCUCCUCAUACCGAACUUUGGCUAAUUACUUUAGAUAGUAUUAUACAAGAUGACAGUUGGGCCUCCGAGAUAACCGAGAAAAUGUCCAUAGCUACGUACUUGAGCAAGGGAAGAAUCGUUGAUAUCGACAAUAUUCAAACUUGCGGCAAACACAUUCGUUGGUGCACAAUCGGCGAUCUGGAGACCAACAAGUGCAAAUGGGUGGCGAAAGCGGCGAAGGCUCUUGGUGUGGCACCGAGCAUUUCUUGCAUGAAGUCAAAUUCCACGUUUCAAUGCUUCCGCGAUAUACAAGAAAAUCGAACGGAUAUCAUGGUCAUUGAUUCUAAUUACGGUUAUCUGGCACGAACGGUUUACGACAUGUCAACGGUUCUAUACAGCGAAACUGAUAAUGAUAAGAAUAGUGUGACACUCGCGGUAGUGCGUGAGCCCAGAGGCGACGAUUACCCCAUAAAGAGCUUUCACGAUUUAAAGGAUAAAACAGCAUGUUUCCCUGAAUACGGCGGACUCACCUGGUUGAGUUUCAUCAACACGGCUAGAACAAACGAUAUCAUUUCGUCUAAAUCCUGCGACUAUCCAUCGUUGGUGUCCGACCUGCUGUCGGGCGCUUGUACCCCCGGAAUCGAAGAUACCGACCACUCGAGCACCGCCGUCCCCUCGGACAUAGCGUCCAAGCUUUGCUCGGCUUGCAGACAUCAAAAUAAUACAUCCUGCGCAGGGAACGAAACUAAUCACUAUUACGGUGACAGAGGGGCCAUGCGAUGCCUUAUUGAAGGAGCUGGCGAUAUUGCGUUUGUCGAGAAGGCGAAUAUUCUCUAUGUCGACUACUUCUCCAUCGAUUCAAAUAUGUACCGUGUUUUGUGCAAAAAUGGAAGUUUGGCCCAAAAUCCAGGGUUUACUGUUGACGAGUUCUGCGCACUAUCGGUAACAAUCGACAGUGAGAUCGUUGGUCGUAGGAAGGAUAGCGUGCAAAUUUCUAGAACGGAUACUAUUCUAGCCUUAUUAAAAAUGGAAGAUUGGCUAGGAUAUCGUGUAAAAGCUCGAAGACCAAUUCACAUGUUCGGGCCAUUCAACGACACAAGAGAUCUUCUCUUCAAAGAUUCCUCGUCGGGUUUGAUUUCCUCAUCGUCGAUGAAGAAGACAGUGCUUGCCUAUAAAGAGCUUUUCAGUCACGUCGAGGAGUGCUCGAAUGACUCUUUCGCGGUCACCGCUAAUUUCAUUUUUGUAGGCCUAGUCGCACUUUAUCACCUUCUUUCCAGUCACGUACGCUAAUUUUCUCUGCAUUGUUAAUUCCAAUAUUUACAAUAUUUACGUAAUAUACAAUUGCCAUAUGUACUUUUAAGUAUAAUGGAUGGCUAAGCGUUGACCAACUUUUUAUUGACCUUUUUUUUAAAUAAAAGCACCACUACCAUAUUUCCUUAUUUUGGGGAUUAGAAUAAAACAUUAUUAUUACUUUUCUAUA